AUGCAGGAUACAUCAUUAUCACCGCGUCUUCGACAUCUCCUAAUUCAAGAGGAUAGAUCAACAGGUCGACUGAUCAUGCCUACAAGAAGCGAUAUACGUUCAUCUAUAUCAUUAAAUGAUGGACCAUUACCUGCGCCAGGAGCAGGAGCAGGAUUAGGAAUAGGAUUUGGGAACGGUACUCCAAGUCAGACACAUAAUCAGUUAUCACCAUCUUCCAGAAACUCUUCACCUGCGAUGUCACCUACUUCUCUGUCCUUCGAUUCCUCACCAAAUGACACCAAACGUGCCCUUCCUUCGGAUGUCAGUCAACACAGGCUGGCAUUACCUUCACCCGUCUCGUCUAAUCGACGACCCAGUAGUAUAUUCUCAUUACUUAAUGGGUUGAGUGUAGGUGGAUCACCGCCUUCUUCAGCAUCGUCGAUAGGAAGUGGAAUCGUCUAUGCCAAUGGUAUCGGACAAACACGUGAAGAGAGAAGGGAAGAUGACGCCAAGCCCAAAAUCGAUUUAUCAUCUUCAUCGUCAUCUUUUGCCUCUCCUUAUACAUCUACCAGACGUUUAUCCUCUGCACCGAUAUCACCCAAUAAUGAGUACUACCCGGCACCCUACACCGCUCCAAUUGUAACACAUCGACAAUCGAUGUAUUUCGAUUCAAGACCUAUACAACAGCAACAGCAACAUAUUCCCCCACCUGAACAGCCGAAUUUCGCCGGGAGCGACAGACCGGGACUGCUACGUCGGCAUUCAUCUCAUCCUUACGAAUACACCUCUUCCCCAUCAUCAACUUCGAGGCCUACCACAGCAUAUGCGACUGGACCGAUCCACGAGGCGGAUUAUGCGGGUAUGGGCGCCAGAGCACCAAUUUCGAGGACGACAAAGGCUUGUAAUGCCUGUAGGAACAGGAAGGUCAGAUGUGAUGCCGGUGGAGGAGAUAUGGGACCUUGUUCAAGAUGCGUAGAGAGUGGUACAACGUGUGUGUAUACAGGUGCGCAGAAAAAGAGAGGUCCUUGUCCCGGAACCGCAAGGCAAUCAAUCAGUAAACCCCGUCGCCCAUCUACCCAAUCACAAAUUUCCUCUCAUCGAUCUUCCGUCGCUUCCGUCCAGAGCUAUAUCGUUACGCCCACGGACGAACAGGCCCCAUGGUCUAGGAGUUCUUACGGCUUCCCACCUGCGCCUCCUACCUUCAACCUACAGCAAAAACAACCAGACCCGUCAGAAUGGUCAUCCAUCGCUCCUGGUAAAGGUAGACCGUCGACUUCCACUUCUGCUUCUACAACCUGCAUGACUCCUGCUCGAACAUCUAAUGGAAAUGGGAUCCCACAUCCAAACGGAACGACGGUUAUCUCAUGGUCAAAUGUUUCGGAAAACAAUAUGGAUAUGAAUCAUAAUGGAAUGGGAAUGUUUGAUCGAGAUUAUGCUUUAGGACCUAGAAAUUCAAUACAUCUACACAAACUCGCUAUCGAUCCUCCUCCUCCGCAUCAUCACCAUAAUCUGAUAAACGAUAGUGCGCCCAGAGCAUUACCACCCUUGAGGGUAGCUAUUGACAGAGGGGGCACUUAA
This is a messenger RNA of Kwoniella mangroviensis CBS 8507, 1557 nucleotides long. RefSeq lists its product as uncharacterized. The record is from RefSeq and is a predicted model, not a curated record. Gene Ontology annotation, molecular function: DNA-binding transcription factor activity, RNA polymerase II-specific; zinc ion binding. Gene Ontology annotation, biological process: regulation of DNA-templated transcription. The transcript is spliced from 2 exons. NCBI's taxonomy places the organism in Eukaryota, Fungi, Basidiomycota, Tremellomycetes, Tremellales, Cryptococcaceae. Bases 1 to 1557 code for a protein of 518 amino acids.